Molecule: messenger RNA, 1090 nt
Organism: Musa acuminata AAA Group (dessert banana)
Lineage: Eukaryota; Viridiplantae; Streptophyta; Magnoliopsida; Zingiberales; Musaceae
Exons: 3
Coding region: 45-977 (310 amino acids)
Source: RefSeq, a predicted model, not a curated record
CGCUUAGAAACGAUGUGUCCCUGGGAAGAGGCCCGAGCAUAACAAUGGCCUCCGCCGUCUCCACCGCCGCCUUCCCAUGCCCUAACCCUACCCUCUUCCUCCGCCACCGGCCCUUUCCACCGCCUUCUCUGCUCCGCCUCCCCCACCGCUCUCCGCGCCCCGGAGACCUCCGUCUCCGCGCUCGCGCCACCGUCACCCCCCGUUCGCCCUCGUCCCUCCUAUCCGACUCCACUCGGACACUCGCAUCCCUCCUCGCCCUCGCCCUCUCCGCCUCCAAGGCCGUCCUCUCCGGCGUCCGUCGCCUCGCCGAGCGCGCCGCCGUGGCGGCCGCUCCCUCCCCGGACGAGCUCGCCGAGCUCCGCUCCAUCCAAGGCAACCUGGCCUGGGCGGCCGGGCCCCUCUUCUUCGCCGCGCGCCGGAUGAAGCGGCCGUCGGGAUACCUCAACACCCCGCUCACCGUAGUCGCGGCGGGGAUGGCGAAAUGGUUGGACAUCUACAGCGGAGUGUUGAUGGCUUCCAACCAGAUCAAGACGGCCGCGCAUGCCCGAGGGGGCGUCCCCAAAUGUCCAUGCGACAACGAGUCUCGUUGGGCCAUGGAACCUGCAGACAAAAUCACUGGCAUCAGCAUUGGCGCUGCUUCAUGCGUAAACUCCAUUAAGAUAACCUUCGACAACGACGGAACCACUCGCGUAACUCCCAGAUAUGGAGGUCCCGGCGGUGAACUAUUCCAGUUUAGUCUCAUGCAAGAUGAAUACCUCACCUCCGUUUCUGGGUAUGUCAAACACGAUUGUUCUGAAUUUCCAUGUGUAUCUCAACUCACGUUUACCACCAAUCUUGGAAAGACAUACGGUCCAUAUGGAGGUGGGGGUGGAACCUUUUUCGAAGUCAAUGUAGAAUAUGACGAGAUUAAGGGCUUCUUUGGUCAUGCAACUGCAGAGUAUCUCACUGCAUUUGGAGUCUACGUGAUGCUGGCUUAGUCAACCCUUGUGUGUCAUGAUGAAUAAGGAUGCCACUGUCAGUUAUUGGCAUUUAUGUUUGAAUUGGGUGUCAGCUUAAGGAGUUUGAAAUAAAGUCUAUCUUAUUAAUACUA